UUCUCGGAGAAGCUCCUCCCCCCUCUUUCCCAAUUUCCUCCCCCCUUAUCCACAAGCGCUUCUCCUCAGUGUUUUUUUUUUUCUCCUUUUUUUUUUUCAAAAAAGAGAUCUUUCUUUUUGUUUAUUGAUCCCUCCAUCUCUUCUUCCACCACCAAAUUACAAUAAGCAGCAUGGAUUGGUAUUUCCUCGAAGAAAGCGACGAUUUUCUUGUCCCGAGUGAUCAAGAACCCUUUGGAGAUGUUCCUGCGUUUUCAGAUGACUGGCGUUCUUGGGCCGUCGCUCCGCCAAAAGUUUCUCAGCCGUGCGGGGAUGAUGCUCUUCUGCAGCACGGUCGAGGUUUAUAUGCUGACGAAAUGAAGCAGAGUGCAUUCAAAGAGGGAGAAAGAGGAUUCGGUGAUUCGACCGCACGGGGAGAGUCUACGCCGCUCGAUUGCUGUCCAAGAAGCUCGGAAGAAUCGUUCGAAUGUCAGACCAAGUGCGAGAUGCCGGACAACUUGGAGGAAAUGGAUAACAUUUUCUUGUGCAAGCAUAACUUCCGGGAUCCUUGGAAUUCAUUUCUGGAAGUAGAUACACGGAACAUGGAAAACGCAUUUGAGCCAGUACAAAUGUUCCCCGACUCUAUGUACAGGUCGUUGUCGUUUGAGAAUAUAUUGGCGACUAUGCUCGCCGAUCCACAAAAUCAUUCGGCAAGUUUAAGUAGAAGUGAAAGUAUGAAUGAUCUUGAAGCCUGUGGAAUUCCUCUGUUCCCUAAUGACCUGUCGGAAGAUUUCGAGAAGACUGAUGACUGCUCAUCUUCAUGCGUGAAUAUGCCAGACGGGUCUGUAAUACUUCGUGCCGAGGAUUCGGAUCCCUACAUAUUCGUUCCGGCUGAAGUUAGACCAACAAGUGAGAGCAAAUUAGUUGCUGCUGAUGCAGAGAAGCCUAAAUGUUCGGAGGCGACAGUGCUGCGAGAGCUUGAAGAUGCAAUAUUGCUGCUAAAUGAGGAGACGAGGAUUUGCUUCCGCGAUUCUUUGUACAGACUUGCUAGUAGUUCGAAAGACAAAAAACGCAAAAGAGAUGAAAGCAGAAUCACGGAGACGACUGUUGUCGCUUCGGCUCCAAAGAUGAAGGGUGUAAGUUCAAGGGCAAAUAAAUCUGAGUGCACGGAAACGGAGACCAACAUAAUCGAUAGGACUGUCGCGAACCUCGUGUUCAAUCAGUCAUUUGCUGGCUCUUCAGACGCGAAAAAUCCUGUGCUGGCUUCGUAAGUGAAAGGAAAAUCAUUCGGCAGUUUCGGGCUCGUGCACCAAGUCAGAUCUUCCAUGACCAACUCUACUCUAUUGUAUGAGUGAUAAGUUGCACCAUGGAUCUUUUUGAGCAAGUAACAAGAAGCAAUGAGUAGGAACAAGUUAUUACUUUUUGUAACUUAUCUAAACUUUGGAUCAUUUUGAAUUGACUACGUAAACUUUCGAAAGGUUGAUUUUACUAUCCAACCUGUCAAUCUGUUUAAUUUCAGUCAGUCGACGAUGCUUCGACUUCAAAAUUUAAGUUUAUUAAAACAAGCAAUUAUCUCAAACUUUGAAAUCAAAGUAUCGUCGACUGACUUAAAGCAAACAAAUUGAAAAUUCGAAUAGUAAAAUUGAAGUUUUGAAAGGUGGGUAGUUGAGUCAAAAGGUUGUAAAUUUUUACCUUGUAUUGAUCCAUCUAGUUUGAGCAGACAUUUUUGUGCAGAUCUCGUGAUGUUAUUGUAUAUGUCAAAAGGAUGUGUAGUUGUAAAAAUAUGAGAUGCCACCAAAAUUGGAGAUUAUAAUUUUGGAUAAUGUUCUAUGAUGACCUCUCCUAAA
Molecule: messenger RNA, 1823 nt
Organism: Ananas comosus (pineapple)
Lineage: Eukaryota; Viridiplantae; Streptophyta; Magnoliopsida; Poales; Bromeliaceae
Exons: 6
Coding region: 171-1247 (358 amino acids)
Biological process (GO): regulation of DNA-templated transcription; circadian rhythm
Source: RefSeq, a predicted model, not a curated record